This is a messenger RNA of Pisolithus orientalis, 743 nucleotides long. RefSeq lists its product as uncharacterized. The record is from RefSeq and is a predicted model, not a curated record. The transcript has 6 exons. The coding region runs from base 132 to 629 and encodes 165 amino acids. NCBI's taxonomy places the organism in Eukaryota, Fungi, Basidiomycota, Agaricomycetes, Boletales, Pisolithaceae.
CAGGGAAUCCUGACCCCCAACUAGAUUGGUUCGGCAGUGCAUGAAACUCGUCUGCUAUAUCGACUGACUUUUAUGGUCCCACUCAUUGUGGAGAGCAAGAUUGCCUCUUGAGCUUUUUGGAUGAGUACUUGAUGGCGCUUCUAGGCUGGCAAUACAAUGCUACGGCCCUCAACCCAGCCCCGGGCUCGACCUCCUCCACCACACUGAGUGACCUCGAAACCGCUGUGGGAAAUGUGGUAAGUGCUGCUGCGUGGGCUGUACUUACCACUUCUGGUUACUACACGGAGUCGACCGGAAAUUCCUCCGUUGUUCAAUCAGCCUUCAAAUUGCGUUUGAAUAUAAAUCUCACACAGGUCUCCAUCGGCCUGUUUACUUCCGUCGCCUUACUGGCGUUGUCUUCGUUCCUGAUCCAUAGCCCGAGAGUCAAUAAUGAACACGAUGUAGACUCCUGUGGCAUCCUGCAAGUGAUGUGGCUUUCCAGCCGUCAUGACGCGAUACGGAACGAGGUUGCGGCAGCAAAGUCUUCGUCGGUUGAUCUCAGACAAGCUGGCUUUCGCUGUACCACCGCAUUUGGCGCCGAAGGGGCGGAAGACGAAGUUAGACCUGCAAAGGGCUCUAACACAUGUUAACAUCGAAUACUACGUGCCACAUACAUACGCUGCACUGUACUUAUUCUGGAGGCUGCGCAGCCGUUCUUUCUAUCGAAGCGUGAUGAUUGAUGUCGACUUGUUCCCAUCGCACUA